Messenger RNA from Xenopus laevis (African clawed frog), 15087 nucleotides. Its product is annotated as provisional ortholog of golgin B1 L homeolog. The record is from RefSeq and is a predicted model, not a curated record. The transcript has 31 exons. Gene Ontology annotation, cellular component: Golgi apparatus. Bases 179 to 14815 code for a protein of 4878 amino acids. NCBI's taxonomy places the organism in Eukaryota, Metazoa, Chordata, Amphibia, Anura, Pipidae.
AGUCUCUUCGCUGACGAGCUCUGACGUCACGUCUCAGCUGUAGCGUUGAUCCAAGAUGGCGGCGGAAAUGGAACAGCAGAACGCAAGAUUGACCUAGAGUUGGGGGGCUCAUACCGGAACUGUCAGCUGGACAUGUGCCCGUUCUAAAGAGCCUGGGGCUCAGAGCCAAUUAAGCACAAUGUGGAAAUGGUAUUCUGGGGAUGAGUCAACCCUUCAAGGAGGAGCUCCAGACAAUGAGGGGAGCCCCGCUGGCACCAUGUCGGUUGCAGAUCUGACAGAACAGCUGGCACAGACCGAACAGCUGGUGGUUCAACUGAAGGAACUUAUCAGAGAGAAAGAUAAUGAGCUUCGCAAGAAGGAUCAACAGCUCAAGGAAGAGAAAGAAUCUGCAGAAUCUAAGAUAUCAAAGGCCAAGCUUCAAAAUAAAGCGAAGAUUGUAUCGCUGACAUCACAGCUGGAAGAGCUAAAGAAACAGCAAGCUUCAUCCAGACCACAUGAAAAAAAAUCUGAAAGCAAAAAGGCCUCUGGUGAUGGAGAUUACGAGAACAGUUCAGCAAAUCGAGGAAAAAUUCUUCUGUUAAAAAGGCGGGUGGAAGAAUUAGAGUCACAGCUAGCACAUAAAAAUGAAGAACUUCAGAAAAAGGAGGCUGACCUGGAGCAGCAGAGGUUGCGGGGCUCUCAGAUGGAUGCCAUGCUUAGUGAAAAAGAGCAGAAACUGGCUGCCAAAGAGGCCUAUAUUAUCGACUUGCAGAUGGCUGCAGGAUCAAACACAUCCAAAAAUGUACCCAGUUCUCAAGAUAACACCCAGGAAACAAACAAAGACACAGCUAAUCAGGAGCUGCAGAUCCUAAUCCAGAACCUUACAAGGAAAGUGGGGGAAAGUGACGAAAAGUGUAGCCUUCUCCAAGAGCAGGCCGAGAGUUUAAAAACCCUACUGAACAAAGAGAAGGAUCACUUCAAGGAGAGGGAGGCGAUGUACACGGAAAAUAUCCGGGUGUUCCAAAACUUAGUCCAGGAAAAGGAGAAAGAGCUGAAGGAACAGUCCCAGAAACACGAGCAAGACAUUUUUAAACUAUUGGCAAAAUCCGAUGCCAACGCCGAUCUGCAUCAGCUGCUCAAGGCCUUAAAACAGAAACUGCACGAGGAAGAGGAGGUUUUACUUGGGAAGAAUCAAGUGAUUGAUGUGCUACAGAAAGAACUAGACAAUAAGGAGCAACAGAAUAUGGAAAUAACCGAAAAGUGUAAGCGUCUCCAGUCCGAAAAAGAGAAUCUGCAGUCCAAGUUGGAAGCGGAGAAGCAUGUAAUGAGAGCGCAGCUAAGAGACAUGAUGGAUAAGCAUGAGACUGAGCUGCGGGGCCUGCAUGACAAACACGUUGCUCAGAUCCAGGAAAUUCAGGAGAAGCACGAGUUGGAAAUCCAGGAGAAGUGCCUGACUGUACAGCAGCUGCAGCAUCAACUUCAGAACUUGGGGAAUAACGUAGGAGAAACGGCCCAACCCACAAACAUCACAGAAAUGGCAGUCGUUAAACUUCAAGAUGAAGUCAAGCUGAAAACAGAAGAGGCAAGUAAAUCCGACGCUAAAUUCCUUAAAAUGAAGGCUUGGUCAAAGUCCAAAAUCAGACAGUUGGAGGAAGAGCUAAAAAUUUCUCAAGGCAAAAACCAGGACCUGCGUGGCUUGAGCAAUCGCAUUGUAGAAUUAGAAGAGGAGAAGCAUGAACUGGAAACAAAACUUGAAACAUUAACGGAACUUCAGGCAAUAAAUGAACAACUUUUGGCCAAGCUUGUGCUCUACGAAGAGCAGCAAAGGAAACUGCAGGCAGAUCUCGAGCAGGUUGCAAAGAGGGCAGACUCGCAGACAAGCGAGUCGGGCAGCGUGGAUGAGUUGCACAACCAGCUUCUGGAAUGGAAUGAAAUGAGCCCUGAAAUGGAAGAAGCGCCGGAGAACAGCGGCGAGGAGAAGUCUGUCCUUGCUCUGAGGAUGGCACAGAUAGAAGAGGAAAGAGAAGGACUGAUUGAGGAUGACUGGUUCUUUCCUGGCUGCUCCGAUCCAGCCAUGGACUCAGGGCAGCAGGAGCUGGAGGAGGAGCUGAGUGCAGCUCGAGGCCUGGGGAAAAUGCGACCGGCGAGGAGGAAAGGCAGCAAAGCAGCGACAAAGAUGCAGGAGGAGGAUGAUUACAGCAGAAAGGGCUUCGAUGAUCAGAACGUGACCCUGGACAGCAUCGAUUCUGCUGAGGGCGAGAACAUGGGAGGUUGGUGGGCUGAAUACGCUUCUCCUAACUCAGGCAUGUGCAAGCUUGAUGAACUGCCUAGUCUGGCUCUUGGUCAUUGUGAUGCGUUCCAUGUGGGUCCGGUAAUGUGCGUCUUCCCUUACGCUAAUGGCUUCCACACCAGUGUGGUCUCAGGAUUGCGCACGGUGGUGGAAGAGCUUGAAUUAGAGAGGAACCAACUGCAAGAGCAAAUUAUGAGCUUGGAGGAUCGUUGCCAGGAGCUGGAGGACAGAUUACAGCUCCAGCUAAGAAUUGAAUCUUUGCAGGUAACAUUUGAUGUAGAUGAAGAUGCUUUUCCCAUAAGUCAGGGUGAAAAUGAACGUUUGCAGGCGCAGCUUGGUCAGCUACGUCAGCAGCAGAACCGGGAGACUGAGAAGCAACACAGCGUUACAUCCACUCUGAGCGAACAGCUAAAGGGUUUCACAGACCGAAACGCCUUCCUCGAAAAUGUUAUAGCGGAAAAAGAACAGAUCAUAUUGGAAGCAGCAGGCAAACUGGAGGAGCUGGCAAGGUUAAAAAAGAUCCUGAAAGAGAAAGAGGAUCUAAAUAAAGCGUUUGCUGAGAAGCUGGAUCAGAGUGAGCUGCAGCUUGAAGAGACAAGGAAGAAACUAGCUGUUUUGGAAGCUGAAAAUCAAGCUCUGAAAUUGUCUAACAAUGAAUUAACUGAGAAGGCCGCUACCUUAAAAGAGAAGUUAUUAAAACAAGAUGCUGCCUUGGAAAAGAUGCAGCUGGACCUUGAGCAGACAAAUGAAGAGCUGGAUAGACUAAAUACAAGUCAUCUGGAAGAGCGGUCUCAGCUUAUUUAUGACCUACAGAGGUGUGAGAGAGAAAUGGACGUCCUACGAGAAGUUUUGCAGGAAAAAGAUAAAGAACUAGCGUCCCUUUCCUCCAGCUUGACUGAAUACAAUGAGCAAGUGGUCAUCUUGAAAGAGCAAAUUGACUUAAAAAACGAACAGAUGAGAGAGAUGUCCGAUGCCCUUGUGAAAGCAGAGCGGGAAAGUCAGCUUCUGAGAGAGGCACAGACAUCGGAUACGCUGGAAAUGAGCGACAAGAUUUCUUCCCUUACAGAUCAGCUUAGUGAGAUGGAUAUGGAAUUAAAUAAAGCAAAAUACCUCAGUGAGACAAAAGCUAAGGAAGCAGAAGAACUAAUUAGACAAAUCAAUGAGAACGGCAUCACAAUUAAGAACCUUCGUUCAGAGAUUCAGGCGCAGUCAGCUACGCACAAUAACCAUGCCAUAGAGUGCUCAACACAAAUUACAUCCCUUAAACAGCAGAUUAAUGCAUCUGUUGCUAAACUCGACGAAACAGAAACAAAAUACAGAAAGGAAAUCGAAAGCCUAAAAUUGCAAUUAGAAAGCGAUGUUUCGGAGAGAGAAAAGAUUGCGGGGCUGCUGGCGGAAAAGAGCAGCCAAGAGCGGAGUUUUGAAAACGAAUUGAAGGUGGCAAAAGAGCAAUACAACAACUUAGUUUCUGGGAUAUCAAAAAAAGAUGAGGAGAUCGAAAAACUCUUGACUGAAGUUGCCGAGCAAAAGAAAUUUUGUGAUCAUCUGAGGAAGGAGCUACAAAUCAAAGAGAAGGAUGCUUCAUCUUUACAGGAAAAGCUUUUAGCAGAUAUUAAGGACAGGGAGGAGAAACUGAGGGGUUUUCAAGAGAGCACACAGGCUCUUCAGGCGCAACUCAGUGAAAAACUAGAUAACAUUAAUAAAUCGGAUGCAACCAAGAAUGAACUUGUCGAACAGAACAAAAUACUUAAAACAGCACUUUCUGAAAAAGACAAAAAUCUGGAGGUCCAUCUAACUGCUACAGAAGAAUGUAGAAAAAGCAUUCUUGAGUUGGAACAGCACAACCAACAACUGCUCAAUGAGAAGGAACAUUUAGCAAAAGAACUCUCCGAGCAAAAGCAAUUUUAUGAUGAUCUGAAAAAGGAACUGAACAUCAAAGAGGAAAAUUCCUUGUGUCUGCAGCAAAAGCUCGAAAUGGACAUUAAUAACAGGGAUGAAAAGCUGACGGUUCUUGAAGAGCGCGUGCAAGAACUUCAGAAACAACUUGAUGAAGAAUUAGAAAACAUUCAUAAUUUGAACACUGCUAAGGAUGAACUUGACAAACGGAACAAAAUUCUUGAAGUAGCUCUUGCCGAAAGAGAGAAAAAUCUAUCAGUCCAUCUAAACAAAACGGAGGAAUGUAGAAAACACAUUCUUGACUUGGAGCAGCAGAAACAGCAACUGUACAGCGAAAAAGAACAUUUAGUAGAAGAAUUGGCCCAGCAAAAGCAGUGUUGCGAUCAUCUGACUGCCGAUCUUCAAGCCACAGAGCAAAAGGCUUCAACUUUCCAGCAAAAACAUGAAGCACACCUUAAGGACAGGGAUGAACAGCUGAGGGUUCUUCAGGAGAGCACACAAAAGCUUCAGAAGCAGCUUGAGGAAAAAGUAGAACACAUUAAUACAUUGGAUGCAGCUAAGAAUGAACUGUGUGAACAAAAAAAGAAGCUUGAAUCAUCUCUUGCAGAGAAAAACGAAAACCUGGGAGUUUAUCAGAACUCGGCAGAAGAAUUAAGAAGGAACAUUGUUGACUUGGAGCAGCAGAAGCAACAGUUGCAUAGCGAGAAAGAGCAUAUAAGGCAAGAACUGAGUGCUAGAGAAUCUGCAUUGUUGUCCCUGAACCAAGUGCUGCACGACUUGCAGGGGAAAAUGUCUGAAAUGGAGCUCCUCUUAAUGGAAGAGAAGAAAUGGGUCUCUCAGCUGACACUGGAUAAAGAGGAACUGCAGUUAAAAAUCAGUCACAUGUCUGAGCAAAGUUUGGAGAGAGAUACCGUCAUCUCAAAGCAACUGGAAGAUAAAGCAUUGGAGAGCUUUAGUUUAAAGGACCAGUUAUCCGAGGAAAAGCAGAAUGCCAUAAAUUUACUAAAUCAGAUUCACGUUCAAGAAAAUCAGCUAAAGGAGUCUCAAAAACGAGUUCAGCAGAGUGUCGAGGAACUUGAAUUAAUGAAGGUCGAAUAUAAUACUAUCUUUGAAAGUCUCAAGCAAAACGAAGAAAGAAACGUUGAGCUGCAAAAGCAUGUUGAAGAGCUGACAACUGCUCUUGGGAGGGAGAAUCAAGCACUUAAAGCUGAACUAGAACAAUGGAAAGCUAGCUUUGCAGCUCUGCAAAAUGAAGAAAAUAUUCUCAGAGAGGAACACAAAAGAGUUUCCCUGCAGAUAACAGAGCUAAGUGCAGAACUUCUGAAGCUGAACGUGGAUCGAGACAGACUACAGCAGGAGGCUGUUCAGAAAACCGAAGAAAAUGCAUCUUUGCUCAAAAGCCUGGACAGUAUUAAUGUUGUUGCAGAUACAUUAAAAAGAGAAAAAGAGGAGGCCUUGUCUCUAAUAAUCAGCACUGAGACCCAACGUGACAGUCUUCAAUCACUUCUGCUGCAAAGCCAGCUAGAAACAGACACAUUAAAGAAGGAAUUAGACAAUUUCAAGGCUGACAACGUAAACCUGCAUUCUGAGAUUGAGCGUGUCAACAAUACCUUGGCCAACAAAUCGGAAGAAAUCCGUGUUUUGACUUCACAUUUAUCCCAGCAGGCAAACUCAAUAUCAUCUUUGAAAGACCACAUUGAUACUGUACUUGUUGAAAAGCAGACAUUGCUGAAUACUGUUGAGGAGAAAGAAACACUUGUUCGCCAGAAGGAAGAACUGAUUCAGCUCGCAGAGAAAAAACGGGAAGGUGAAAGUCAUUACCUACAGAAAAUUUCGGAUCUCCAGAAUGAGGUGCAAAGUUCAGUCUCCGAACGCAUGCAACUGCAGCACACAAUUAAAGAGCGGGAAGUGAAACUGACAAAUCUAGCGCAGGAACUCAAGUUGUACAAGGAUAAAAGUGAGGAAGCACAGCUGGUAAAAGUGCAGUUAGCUGAGCAGGUGGAGGUCAUUUCUGAUCUUCACUGUCAGAUCAAAAGCCUCAGGGAAAGAGAAGAUGAAUUAAACAUAGCUCUGAAUGAAAAAGCGGAAUCUCUAAAAGAAAAGGUUGAUAGUUUUGUAAAUCUAAAUGCGUUGUAUGUAGGUGUCCAGGAAACCUUAGACAAUCAGAAAAAGCAGAUAGACAGUCUCUUAACCGAGAGUGAAAAUUAUAAAACACUUUUAUCCGAAAAAGACUCCGCAAUACAAAAAUCAGGAGCCGACUAUGAAGAAAUCAAAAUCAAUAUGGCCGAUAAGGAAAGACUGUGUGAAAACCUAAGACAGCAGGUCGCGGAACUGGAACUAAUCAACACAAGUCAGAAUAAGGAGUUGAGUGAAAUAAAUCUUAAAGUGAUAGAAAAUGGAAAUUCCCUCUUGGCCAAAGAGAGCAGAAUACAGGAGCUUGCCUACAAAGUAAGCGAUUUGGAGUGGUCAGUUGUGGAAAAGGAAUCUGCCGUGCAGAACUUGCAGGAGAAAUAUGCGUUGUUGCAUGACUGUAAACUGGAACUUGAGCAAUCGGUGGUCGUAAAGGAAGAAGAGAUUUCUCGACUUCUGUACACUGCACGGGAGAAAGAUGAGCGGUUGCAAGCGACGGAGGCUAACGCUCAAGACGAAAUUGGUCUUUUAAGGGAAGAAUUACACCGAUACACCUCUAACUUAAAGGAUACCUCCAUCACACUCCAAGAAAAAGAUGAAGCUAUGCUUCAGAAACAGCAGAUGGUUCAGACUAUGGAAUUACAGCUGAAUUCUGUGACGGAAGCGAAUGAGAUGACCACUUCUCAGCUACAUUCCCUAACUCGUGAAAAAGAGCAGCAAAACUUGCUUAUACAGCAACUCCAAGAGAAAUGUAACUCACAGUCCCAACAAAUUAUAGACCUUAAGUCUGAUGCGGAUCUGUUAAACGCUAAAUUACUUAAAACUGUCAGUGAGCAUGCCCUUCAGAAAGAACAGUAUGAUUUGCAGGUUCAGUCUGCAAAGCAACAAAGCACCCAUUUAGAAAACGAGUUGCAAGCAUUGCAGGCAGAAAAGGAGCACUCCAUGGGAUCUCUGCAAAUACAGUUAACCAAGAAAGCAGAUGCCAUUAAAGAACUCAAGGAAAAACUUGAUUUGCAUGUAAAGGAAGCGGAAACUCAAUUAUGCUCCAGCAUCCUUCAACUGAAGACCGAAAAUUCUGACCUUCAGAAGCAGGUUAGUGCACGGGCUGAAGAGAUAUUGGCAUUGAAACUGAAUAUAGAAACUCUAGAACAUAAUCAUGCUGAACAGCAGCAACAAUCAGAAAAUGCAUUGCUUAAAGUUAACGAGGAAAACGAUACACUUGCUAACCGUAAAGUCAGUUUAGAAAGUGAAAUCCAAAUGAAAGAAAAUAUGAUGCAAACUUUGCUUAAAGAUAUGCGUUUUGUAGAAGAGCAAUUAAGUAUGCUCUGUGACGAAAAUCUCCCAGACUGUCCGUCGUUUGGCGAUGGUUCCAGUUACAAUAGCAAAUUAGAAGGGCUUUGUUCUAUGUUUUCCGUAGCAUUAAAACACAAGUCAGACAUGGCAGAGUUAAAGCAAAUCCUUGAGACCAAAGAUCAUGAAAUUGAUCAAAAGUCAGCAUCAGUUCAAUCACUUGAGAAAGAAUUAGCUGCUGUGCAAGACGAGUUACAAAUUUUGAGAGAUGGUAGUACGACGGAAAAAGAAUUUCUCAUGAAAGAAAUAGGCGCUUUUAAAUUUACAAGUCACCAACAAGAACGCCUUCUACAAGAGAGAGAAGAGAUAAACACACUUGUUGCAACCCUUCAGGAGGAGCAAAAGGCUUCAAAAGCUGAGCUUGAAAAAUGUUACAGGGCAAUAGACAAGGAAACAAAUAAGGUGAAGGAGCUUUUAGAGGAUGCAAAGAAUAAAGAAAUGCUCAUAGAAAAUCUCAGUAUACAGCUGAACCAACAGAAGGAGCUGAUCACAGCACUAAGUGAACAAAUAAAAGACAAAGAUGCUUCCAUUAUGCAAGUCAUGGAAUCCAUGUCUAAUGAUAUAGUCAAGUCUUCCGAAGAGAGAGAUACUUUGAACUCGGAGAUUCAAAAAUUACAGUCAGAAAUAAAUGGGCUCUCUGAGAAACUGGAAGCUUGUAAAACCGAGUUGCAAAGUUCUCAGGCAACAGUGGCUGAAAAGGAAGUGUCUUUAAGUAAUUUGGUUAAUGAAAAAGACAAGAUGCAGCUUCAAUUGGAGAAAUUCAGCAAAGAAAAAGAGAACAUGAAAAGAAAACUGCAGGCAGCUCUGGUGGUUAGGAAAGAUUUAAUUAAAAAACUUGAAACUAUAGAGAAAACCAAACAAGAGGAAGUAAAUAAUAAAGACAUUAAGAUCGAAGAGAUCAAGGGUAACGCUGAAGAGCUAAAUUCCAAACUAGCCUAUGAGCGGCGUCAGAAAGAAGAUCUUAAAUCUCAAAUAGAACAUCUCAUGCAAGAAUCAAUGGAGAAAGACAGAAGAACAAGUGAGUUACUUCAUGAUCUAAAUGAAAAAGAAACCCAUUUGAAAGAAAUACAGGAUCAAGCCCUUGUGUUACAGCACCGCCUAUCUGAAAAAGAAAACAUAUGUGAAGAAUAUAAGCGAGCCGCCCAGGUAAACGAAAUUAACAUUUCCCAAAUUCGUGAAAUGAGCGAGAAGAUAAAAACUUUGGAGGAGGAAAACUUGCAGCUCCACCAAAAUAUUGAAACGCUAAAAUCCGAUCUUGAAAAGAACCAAAACCACAUGUCUCCUGUGGAGCCUCAAGCAUCAAUCAAUCCAAACAAACCGGACGAUGCUUUGCAUCAGGAAAAAACAGUUGUGCACAAUAAUGUUCAUGCAUCUCUAUUAUGCAGUGAGCAAGACACAGAUAUACCAACCAGGGAUGACUAUGCCAAACUGCUUGAAGAUUUGAAUCAUGGUGCUAAAGAAUUGGAACACCUAAAGACAGAACAUGCUGAUUUGCAAAAGACAUGUCAAACCCUAUACAAAGUGAAUGAAGAAAGUGAAAAGCAGGUACAUAUUUUACAGCAGCAGAUACAUUUUCAGCAAGAGCAGCUGACUAACAAAGAACAUUUAGCCGAAACACAGAGACAAAAAAUUGAAAGUAUUCUACAGGCGUUAAGUAAAAAAGAACAGCAUGAAAACAUUGUUUUGGAGCUCACGUCGAACAUUGAAGAAAAGGAUUCACAGCUGGGUCAUUUAUGCUCUGAAAAGGCAAAGUUGUUAGAUGAAAACCAAAUGUUAAAGGACAAAAUGCAAAAGCUGUUGGCUGAGCAUGAAGUAAAACUAGAGGAGGUCCACAACAUGAAGAGUGCAUUGCAACGGUUAGAUCAAUAUGAAACAGAUAAAGAAAUGAUGGCCACUGAGAUUAGGCUACUCCAGCAGAAGCUUGAAAGCUCCCAACUGGUUGUUCAACAGAUAGGCCAAGAAAGGGAUACAUAUUUUGAAGCUCAGAGAAUGAAGCAAGUAGAUAUUGAACAGCUGAAAGAUGAACUUGUUUUGGCAAGCCAAGAUUUGUUGGAAAAGGGUACAGAGCUUGCAAGAGUGCAGGAUUUACUUCAGGAAAAUAUAAGAACUUCCAGCUCUGAUGUUGGAGAACUUCAGAACAAAUUAACAAAGACUGAACAUGAGGCAAUAGAACUCCAGAAUGCAUUUGAUAAAAUGAAAGAAGAAAUGAGCAUAUAUGUUAGUAAACUGGAGAGGGCAAAUACUGAAAUAUUCGACCUGCAAUUAAAGUUGAAGGACUACUCUAAGGAAGAUGAGACCUUAAUACAAAGGAGCAGCACGCAAUCACUCGGCAUUCACUAUGGUGACCUGGAAAAUGUUUCUGAUGCAGAGCCACAAAGGUGUCAUAGUUGCUCAGCAAAGGAAACCAUGAUUGAAGAGCUCAAGAGGCAGGUUCUGCAGAACUCCAAAGCAAUGUCAGAACCCAUGCAACAGCAAGAAAGCAAAAGCUCAGAGUUAUCGGCCCCCAAAGAGCAAUUACAAAGAAAGUUGCAAGCAGCACUUAUAUCUCGCAAAGAAGUGUUGAAAGAGAGCAAACUAUUGAAACAAAACGUAGAAUCCCUAAGAGCAGAAAUGGCUGGACUUCAGCAGUCCUUUGCUGAAGCCCAUGAAAAGAAGAGUUCUGAAAUAUGUUUACUCUCUCGGGAGAAGGAAGACCUACUUACUGAGAAAAACAAACUUUUAUCUGUCAAUGAAAAUCUUUCUGCAGCCUGUGACAGUCUAAAAACUACAAUGGAAACAAUAGUUCAGGAAAAGGAAGCUUUUUCCUUCCAGUUAAACUCUCUUAAGGAUUCCCAAACCGUUGAGUUGUCUGGAUGGAAAGCUAGGCAUGCUGAAUUAAAUAAGGAGUAUGAGUCCCUUCUCCAAGCAUAUGAAAACAUUGGUGAUGAAAUGUAUAAAAUGAGACAGGUCAUAGAAAUGACCAAGAAAGAAAAGAAUGAACUACUUCGUAGAGGUUAUGGCUUCCAGACUGAGAAUCAUGAUCUGGUAAUGCAAAUUGAAGAAAAUAGUGAUGAAACAGACAGACUGAGAACAAUGCUGGAAUGCAGAGAACAAGAUAUCAAGAUGUUAGAGAAUGAAGUGGAUAGGAUUACUGCUUUGGAUAAAACACCUGCUGAAGUGCUGCAUCGCCUCAAAGAGCUUUCAAAUGAAAACAAUCAACUCACGGAAGAGAAUAGAAGAUUGGUAGAAACCUGUGAACUUAUAAAGAUAUCCAGUAAAAGUAUUGAGGAGGAAAAUAAUAACCUGCUGAUUAGUAAGAAUUCUUUGGAAAACUCACAAAUUGAAAUGGAUGCGUACAAACAUGAAAUGGAGAUUAAGAUGUCUGAAUUGCUUUCUGUAAAAGAAGAGCUGUCUAAGACAGUUGCCGGGUUGAACAUGGAGCUAGCAGAGAGCAGAGAUAGCUUGGCUGACGUUUCUACAGAAAGAUCUCAAAUUGUAGAAGAGCAGGAGAAACUUAAACUUAUGCUGAAAGAACAAAUGGGUGCUGUCUUGAAACUGGAAAGUGACUUAAAUGUCCUGCAUUUAGAAAAGAUCAACCUUGAUGAAAAAGUCAAAAUCUUAGAAGACGACAAGUCAAUCCUACAAGAGGAAAUCGAAAGUGUCCAAGAGCAGUUCUGCAAAGUGAAGAACGAGAAGGAGUUUUUAGAGGCAGACCUACUGAAUGCUGCAAGAAACAACAAACAGUUAACGGAAACGUUUAAAUCCUUACAAGUACAAACCAAUUCCUUAAGUCAACAGGUGGAGUGUCUGAGGUCAGAGAAGAACAACAUCAUGAGAGAAAAAGAAGAACACCAGUUGCAGAUUCUACGUGAACUUGAGCAAAGAGUAAAGUGCGCCCAAGAUGACAACUGGGGAACCAAAAGCAAAUCCAAAGAGUUGCAAGAACUCCUCAAGGAGAAGCAGCAAGAAAUCAGCCAGCUGCAACGAGACUCCAUACGAUUUCAGGAGCUGAUCCUAGAUCUAGAGGGAUCUGUAAAGGAGUCCAGUACUCAGAAUGAAAGUCUCAAGGCGCAACUUGACAAAACUGUAGUCACACUAGAGAGCGUGUGUAAAGAAGCGAGCUCCUUAAAUAAGGAGCUUUCAAAUAAAAAGCAUACGUUGGAAAGUGGUAAGGAUCAAAUAGCAAGACUAACUGCAGAGCUCCAAGGUGUCAGAUCUCUGCUUGUGGAGAGGGGCUUUGAACUGAUUGAGGAGCAAUCAGGUGAAGUGGAUAGAGGAGGGAAAUUACCAAGGACAGAUAAUGGUGAUGAAUUUGCUUCAUAUUAUAAGGCAAGUAGUGAAGAAUACAUGUUAAUCAAGGACAAGUAUGCCUUAAAUGGUACCGGAGUUUGGGAUGAUGGCGCAGAAGGCAGGCUUCAAGAGCUUGCAGAAACUCAUCCCAUUCAGCAGGCUCAAAAAAUACCCAAAUCAGAACAUCUGUAUCAUAAACAGUCUGUGGGGAAUAACAUUGAUUUGGAAAGCACAGAGAAGAACCUGCAAGCAGAACUAGCAAAGAAAGAGACUGAUUUGCAAGAGAUUAUGUCAGAGCGAGAUAAAAUGAGAGCAGAUUUAGAAAAGCAGGUGAGCAUUUCAGAACACAUGAAGCAGAUUCUUAACGACAAAGAUGCAGAAAUAUCUAUGCUCCUAUCCUCUAAAGAUGGGCCGAUAUCUAACUACUUAGAACAAAUACAGGGGCAAUAUCGUAAGCGCCUGGAAGAGUAUGAGCAGCAGCUAAAUUCCUUCCAAGAAGAGAAGGAAAGGUCAAGAAUGGAAUACCAGAGGACCAAGAACGCAUCAAAGGAGCUGCAAGCAAAGUAUGAAAAAGCCAUCAAUGACAACACACUGAUUUCCAGCGAAAUUGAGUCCUUCAGAAAGUCAAUGUCUUCUCUUCAGUCUGACAGAGACUUGCUCUGCUCAGAAUUUAAAGAUAUUAACGGCCACCAUAAGUCUGUAAUAACAGAGAAAGAGGGUGUGAUUGGGAACACUGUGAGUGAGAACAUUCGCCUUAAGCAAGAACUUAGGAAUUCGGUCAACCAAAUAGAUGAUCUCAACGCUGAAAAUGCUAUGUUGGGAGCGCAACUGAUUAGAUACAGGGAAGAUCUCAAUCAGGUGCUAUCUCUCAAGGACCACCAGUUGAAAGAACUGUUGAGACAAAAACUGGAACAUAUUAAGAACCUUGAGCAAGAAAAAAGCAGUCUCCAGAGGCAAUAUCGAGAGGUGCAGAACGCAAGCACAUUGCUAAAGCAAGAACUUAGUGACUGUAAGCUUGAGAAUGAAAAGUUAUCGGAUAAAGUAAAGGACCAGGAAGCUCUUAUUGCCACCAUUAAUAAAGAGAAGAUUGUCUCCGAAUCCAAAAAGAAGGAGUCGGGAUCCGCAGUGCAAGAAAAGCUGAGCAGUCUUCAACAUGAUGUGUCUGAGAUAGAAAAAAUAGAUAAUACGCACCCAGGAGAAAGUAAUUCCAAACCUAUGGAAAAUCCAACCGAAUUAAAAACCUACUGGGAAAUUUGCAAUGAGAACAAGGAACUUAAAUCUCAAAAUGAGUCCUUUGGAAAAGCCAUGGCUGCCUUGCAGAAUGACAGAGACUCCUUAAUCGAGAACUUCAAGGUUCUGCAGUGGAGAUACAUGUCUGAGCUCAAAGCUGAGAGGCUACGAGGGGACGGCCUCGAGAGGCAGUCAAGUAACUUUAAGUCCCUCGUUUACGGUUUACUGAAAAAGAACUCUCUCCUCGACGACGCUCUAAUUGCAGAGGAAAAUGCAAUUACGCUGGAUCAGCUAGCCGCCAAAGUGGAUUCCAUAUGCAGCACCCUUGCAGGCAAAGUAUUGGAGGUGAACAGGCUGUCCUCUGAAUGCACCGGCUAUCAGCAGCAGAUCAACGCCUUUGCCAAAGCUAUGGCAAGCCUCCAGAACGAUCGAGAACGAUUACUCCAGGAACUUAAAGUAGGGGCCUCAGCUCAUGAAUCUAAACAAGCCGGUGAGCCAAACCAUGCUACUGAGUCUGAAUACCUGACUAUGAAUAUGUCCCAGGCUUCCUCUGGUAAAGACACACAGGUUUCCGCCUCAAGCAGCAGCUCCACAGCCGAAAACACUAAAUUAAGAACAAAGGUGGCUGAGCUUGAGCGGCAACUGUGGCAAAGCAGAAGCUACCAGGACAAAGCGGAACAAGAGAUCAACUCUUACCAGUGUGAGCUGGCGCAGCUAAGAUCUGAAAAGAACCUGCUUGUGACUGAAGUGCAAGCCCUUCAACAUCGCUCUAACACGAGCCUUGCAGAGAAAGAUCGCCAGAUUGCAGAAUUCUCCCAAAUGCACAAAGGCACCGCUCUGGUUCCCAGCACAUUGUAUGGCACAAAGGAGGUGGAGAGGGUUGCCUUAGUAGGAAGUACAGCCGGCACAGAGAAGGUGAAACCAUCUAUGGAUGUCAGUGGUCAGCCAGAGAUUCAGAGAUACCUUCAGGAGAUAAAGGAGAGAGACCAUCUCAUACAGCAGAUCAACUCCAAGGCAAUGGAAUCGGUGCAGAUGAACGCAAUGCUGUCGGCCCAGCUGAAUACGGUCACCCAAGGACUGAAGGAUUCUCAGAUGAGAUACAGCGACCUGCAGAAUCACUACUACAAACUUCAGAGGGACCUCCAGGCAUUGCAGGUUACUAAUCAGAGUGACAUCCAGGCUCAAGUUCCCCCUGGUGCUCCUCAGGAGAGAGCAAGUGUCCUGGUGGAAAUAGAAAAUUCUGAAUUCAUCGACCUACGAAGAAGGCUUGUGGAGAGUGAGCAUCUGUACGACACCAUUCAGCAAGAGCUGUCACAUCUGUCGGAGAGAUUAGCAGAGGAAAGGGCACUGAGAGAGGCGGCUGAAGAUGCUCUGCAGCUUGCAGAGCAACAGAACAAAAGCCUGGAAAUGAAGACUUCAUCCAGAGAUUACGAGUUCUCUCUUCAGAUGGAGUCGGAUGAUGAACGGGAAGCGUUGAUAAUUGAUCCUGCGCAGCAUGUCAUGGUUAGAAAGAUGAAAGGAGGAGCACUUUCUCUACGGAGGUGGUUGCGUGGUCGAAGCCUGUACUGUUCCAAGUUGUUGACGUCCAGGUCGAAAACCCGUUACCUUUUCCUGGGAUACCUGUUGGUGUUACACGCCGCCGUCCUUAUGUGCCUGACUGGUGUGCUAUAGUCAGGCGUCGGUUCCAGGCUUGUGCGGUUACUCGAGGGUUAACUGAACAGGUAUUAUGUCUCGAUUUUGGGACAGGCUCUGCAACACAAAGGAUUUUGCACUGCAUAGAGGAAUGAGCGGUACAGGAGUGCGGGACACUGCGGGUUAUCACUACUGACUUUCGCAUGCAGGGUGACGAGUUCAGGAGGAGGGGAUUGUGGGUAAUACAGGUGCAGCUGCUUCACACUCACUACAGGUUAUGGGUCAGUACAGACUGGUAAGCAGAGCAAUGU